Molecule: messenger RNA, 1410 nt
Organism: Sitodiplosis mosellana (orange wheat blossom midge)
Lineage: Eukaryota; Metazoa; Arthropoda; Insecta; Diptera; Cecidomyiidae
Product: mitogen-activated protein kinase kinase kinase 13-A-like
Biological process (GO): protein autophosphorylation
Molecular function (GO): JUN kinase kinase kinase activity; ATP binding
Source: RefSeq, a predicted model, not a curated record
ACGCGAACGAAAACACUUUCCUGGCAAUAAGAUGUCGAAAAGGAUGUCAAACACACUUCGGAGAAUAUACAAACAAAACUGUGAACAGGGUUAUCCGUCAGCGCCAGAAAAUCAAUCGAGUUUAUCAGAAAACACACCGAAUAGUCCAGUCAAAAGUAAUCUUUAUGCGGAGCUAAAUUAUUCGCAGGAAGCACAUUCAGUAGUUGUCGCACCAGCAACAGGAAAUGUUUUAGUUUCACAGAAAAAAAUUCGACACCGACGGCUUGGAUCUGCUGAUAGCAAUUACAGUUUCACUUUCACACCCAAACAAAUCGACCGUCGCAAUGUAAAAAUGGUGCACAUGGAAACGCAAACCGAUACAAUUGAUAAUGAUAAUGUCACAGAGUACAGUCCAAAUUUUGAACUUCCAAUUAUGUCAGUAAAAUCUUCAUUCACAUCCACUGAAUUUAAAUUUAAAGACGACUCAUCGCAUGAAGGAGAAAAGGAAGAAGAAGCACAACGAGCCUCAGAUUUGUCGGAGGAAAUUUAUUUGAACAAUGGAAACAUAAUAUCAACAUCCAAUACUCAUUAUGAAACGGAUCGAAUCUACGAUUAUAUGAAUAGUAAUGAGCAACUAGAUAUUGUAGAUAUUCGUGAAAGUAGUGAUGAGGACAACGUAGAAAAAUUGAAUCGUCGUGUUAGUAAUUUUUUCAAUCAGAAUGGUUUAAUACAAUCAGCGGACAAUGGGAAUGGAUCUAUGAUUGAAAAUCGUUUAUUAUUCAAUAUUAUGGCAGCACGUCGAAGCUGUAUCAGUAUUACUGACAAAGAAGUUACGGUCCUUAGUCGGAGUAACAAUGCUCACACUAAUAGCGACCGCAGUCGUGACCCGUCGAAUGUAUGUUACAAAAUUAGUGAUUACAAUUGCAAUAAUGAUGAUGGAGAUGAUAGUUGGACUGACGAGGAAGGUGAAGAGGAAACUGACCGAAACUUUUCACUGCGAAGAAAAAGUUUUGCACGAACGCCAAUUGGUCGGGCACGUAAAAAUAAAUUGCAAAUGAUUAACUUAUCGUCAACCUUGUCUUCAUCACCCAAUGCCACAAGUAUCAGUGAUGAAGAAGGAAAUACAUCAGAAUGCAGUCAGCGGCAAACAUCUUCGAGUGUUCAUUCAACAGUAGACAGUUUGUAUGUCAUAAGCAAUCAACCAAAAUCCACACCUGACAAAUUUCACCCUCAGAAUUCAAAAAUCGAUUUAACGCAAAUAGAACAAUGAGUAAUCUUAAUAAUUUAAUUGUGUUCGAAAAUUAAGUCUAACUAGGAAGUUGUAGGUAGUAAGUUCACAAUUCUGGGAUAAAAAUAAACAAAUUGUUCUUUUUUCGAAAAAAUUUCCAAUAAUGUAAUGCAAAGCAUCAAUAAAAAAGUAUCGAAUUCAAA